AUGGAGCUGGGAGAGGGUCUGCCCGGCUUUAUGGAGUCCUUCCGGGGAGCCGGCGAGGAGGUGCCAGGCGUGGCGGGAGCUGGUGAGGCGUCUCUCUCCCCCUGGGGACGAGAGCCCUAUUUCACGCCCACACCGAUGCCGAGCGCCCAGGGCUUGGCCGCGGCAACGGGCGGCGAGGCCGGGCGGAGCGCCGCGCCGGUCGCCGUGGCAGUCGGGGCCCGGCGGGGCGGCGAGGCCGGAGCGGGCGCUGUGCCAGUCAGCGCCCAGCGGGCAGGGAGACCGGCCAGAACCAGCAAGCAUCAGUGCCUGGAGUGUGGCCGGCGUUUCACCCAGGCCUCCAGCCUGCUCCGGCAUCGGCGUGUGCACACCGGAGAGCGACCCUUCACGUGCCAAGAGUGUGGCAAAGGCUUCAUCCAGGCCUCAGAUCUGGUCAAACACGGCCGUGUGCACUCGGGAGAGAGAGCAUUCUGGUGCCCCCAGUGCGGCAAGAGUUUCCGGCAGCCAGAGACGCUGGCCAAACACCGCAAACUGGUGCACCGAGGGGAGGGGGCAGCAGGGAGCCUCUCUCUCCAUCUCAAUGUCCGUCAGGAUCUCCUGGGCACAUCAUCUGGCUCCCACACCCAGUACAUCACGGAAGGAGGCAACUAUCUGACCCCAAAGGCCAGCCACUGGGACAAGCCUGGGCUGUGUUCACAGAGGGACAAACUGGGGGCCAGGGAGCAGGGCCCAGACCCCAGUCACUGGGCCAAGCAGCAAGUUUCUUCUGUCUUGGAGGAGCCAGGCACCAGACAAGACGUCUCUGGUCUCCGGGACUGGGUGAAGCAGGAAGAGUCUCCAAUGGUGGCCGAGGAGGUACCAGGUCCCAGUGAGGCAGUCACAGGCUCAUUUGGGCAGAUCCCAGAUCUGAAAGAGGAGGUCCCACAUCUGAAAGAGGAGGUCCCACAUCUGAAAGAGGAGGUCCCACAUCUGAAAGAGGAGGUCCCACAUCUGAAAGAGGAGGUCCCACAUCUGAACGAGGAGGUCCCACAUCUGAACGAGGAGGUUCCACAUCUGAACGAGGAGGUUCCACAUCUGAACGAGGAGGUUCCACAUCUGAACGAGGAGGUCCCACAUUUGAACGAGGAGGUCCCACAUCUCAAUGAGGAGGACCCUCACCUCAAUGAGGAGGUCCCAGAUCCCAGUGACUGGGGGAAUCCGGUGAAGAUUGAGCCAGAGUCUAAUGAGAAGAUCCCAGCUCCCAGUAACUGGGGGAAUCCGCUAAAGGAUGAACAAGUGACGGGGCAAUUUUUUGGGAUGCAAUCUUCUGAUUCUUUCAUUACUGAAAGUCGGGGUUUGGAGCCACCAGGAAUGUUGGACUUGGGCUGUGUGCCGAGAGCCGGUGUGAGAGGCCGAGAGAAAGUGGCCCUCAGCUCCCCGAGAGCUCGUGUCCCCAGCGAACGAUGCCGCUUCCAGUGCCUGGAGUGUGGCCGGCGUUUCACCCAGGCCUCCAGCCUGCUCCGGCAUCGGCGUGUGCACACUGGAGAACGCCCCUUCCCGUGCCAGGUGUGUGGCAAAGGCUUCAUUCAGGGAUCGGACCUUGUCAAACACAGCCGUGUGCACUCGAGGGAGAGAGCGUUCUGGUGCCCCCAGUGCGGCAAGAGGUUCCGGCAACCAGAGACGCUGGCCAAACACCGCAAACUGGUGCACCGGGGGGAGGAUGUGAAUAAUGGGGAGUUCCCACCUCUUGAGGAGAGGAACCCACAUCUCAAUGAGGCGGACACAAAUCCCAGUAACUGGGGGAAUCCGCUGAGGGAUGGGCAGUUUUUCGGAAUGGAAUCCACAGGUCCCUUCAUUGCUGAGAGUCGGAGUUUGGAGCCACCGGGAAUAUUGGACGUGGGACAAGGCUCUGUGCUGGGCGCCGGCUGUGUGAGUGGCCGAGGGAAGAUGGAGGAGGGUAAACAGCGGCAGAGAGAGGUGGGCGGAGGCCAGGACGGAGCUGAGGACACUCAGGCUGUGGGGUUGGAGCCGGGAAAGGCUGGCCUGACCGUUUCCGAGACAGCCUUCACUCAGGUGGAGCAGUGCAGUGAGGUGCUGCCCUGGGACCAGCGGGCAGAGACAGAGGCUGAGAGCCAGGCCGUGCCGAAGGCCAGGAGCAGGGGCCCAGUGUUCUGGUGCCCGCAAUGCGGGGCAGACUUCAACUCCCUGCUGGGGCUGGUCAGGCACCAACGCCGGCAUAGACACGAGACUGGCGUGUGCAAGAAACGCUUCCCACCACAGCGUAGCCACGGCGUUCAGGACACCCCCCCAUUGCAGAGCUCCAUGCCGCUCUCUUCCCGGCCCAAUGACCGACAAAGGCGGCCGUCAAAGAGAGAGCACCGGUGCCUGGAGUGUGGCCGGCGUUUCACCCAGGCCUCCAGCCUGCUCCGGCAUCGGCGUGUCCACACCGGAGAACGACCCUUCCCGUGCCAGGUGUGUGGCAAAGGCUUCAUUCAGGGAUCGGACCUGGUGAAACACAGCCGUGUGCACUCGGGGGAGAGAGCGUUUUGGUGCCCCCAGUGCGGCAAGAGAUUCCGUCAGCCAGAGACGCUGGCCAAACACCGCAAACUGCUGCACAGGGGGGAGGGGGUAGCCGCUUCCCCCCAGGAACAGGCAGCUGGAAACCUCUCUCUCCCCCUCUCACUCCUGGCCAGCCUCAAUCUCCCUCAGGAUCUCCUGGGCACAGCUCGCGGCUCCGACGCCCAGUGCAUCACGGGUGAAGGCAACAGUAUGACCCCAAAGGUCAGCCACUGGAGCAAUUCUGGGUUGUCUUCACUGAGGGACAGACUGGGAUCCAGGGAGCAGGGUCCAGACCCCAGCCACUUGGCCAAGCAGCAAGUCUCUCCAGGCAGGGAGGAACCAGAUACCAGCCAGGUCGUCUCUGGUCUCCAGGACUGGGUGAAGCAAGAAGAGUCUGCACUGGUGGGUGAGGAUCUGCCAGGUCCCAGAGAGGGAAUCCCAGCCUUACGUGGGCAGGUCCCGCAUCUGAAUGAGGAGGUCCCACAUCUCAUUGAGGAGAUUCCUGAUCUCAGUAACUGGACGAAUCCGGUGAAGAUUGAGCUAGAGACUAAUGAGAAGAUCCCAGAUCCCAGUGACUGGGGGAGUCCACUGAGGGAUGCACCAGUGACGGCGCAGUUUUUGGGUAUGGAAUCGACUGAUUCCUUCGUUGCUGAGAGUCGGGAUUUGGAGCCACCUGGAGUGUUGGACUCAGGAAAGGGCUGUGUAUCAGGAGCUGGCCGUGUGAGAGGCCAAGAGAAGGUUGCCCUCAGGUCUCUCAGAAUGCGUGUCCCCAGCGAGCCACGCCGCUUCCUGUGCCUGGAGUGUGGCCGUCGUUUCACCCAGGCCUCCAGCCUGCUCCGGCACCGGCGUGUGCAUACCGGAGAGCGCCCCUUCCUGUGCCAAGUGUGUGGCAAAGGCUUCAUCCAGGCCUCGGACCUGGUCAAUCACAGCCGUGUGCACUCAGUAGAGAGAGCAUUUUGGUGCUCUCAGUGCGGCAAGAGGUUCCGGCAGCCAGAGUUGCUGGCGAAACACAACAGACUGCUGCAUCGGGGGGAGGGUGUGAGGAAUGAGGAGGUCCCACAUCUCGAGGAAAGGAUCCCACAUCUCAAUGAGAAGAUUCGAGGUCCCAGUGACUGGGAGAAUCCGCUGAGGGUUGAACCAGUGAUGGGGCAGUUUUUCGGGAUGGGAUCCACUGGUUCCUUCAAUGCUAAGAAUCGGGGUUUAGAGCCACCGGGAACGUUGGACUUGGGACAGGGCUACCUGCCAGGAGCCGGCCGUGUGAGAGCUCGAGAGAGGCUGGAGGAUGGUAAACAGCAGCAGACAGAGGGAGGGAAUGUGAGAGAGAAGGUGGAGGAGGAUAAACAGUGGCAGAGAGAGGCGGUCGUAGGCCAGGUCGGAGCCAAGGACACUCAGGCUGUGGGGUUGGAGCCGGGAGAGGAUGGCCUAAUGGUUGCCGUGAUGAAGACAGCCUGCACCCAGGUGCAGGAGCACGGUGAAGUGCUGCCCCAGCGCCAGAGGGCACAGACAGAGGCUGAGAGCCAGGCCGUGCCCAUGGCCAGGAACAGAUCCCCGGUGUUCUGGUGCUCGCAUUGCGGGGCGGACUUUAACUGCCUGCUGGGGCUGGUCAGGCACCAACGGCGGCAUAGACACGAGCCUGGCGUGUGCAGGAAACGCUUCACACCACCGUCACCCCAGGGAGACAGGGCCCCACCCCAAGACCCGUCCUGCAUCCAGCCCCACUCAUCAUCCCGGGGGGAGCAGAGCUCCAUGCCACUCGCGUCCAGGCCCAGUGUCCGGCAACGGCGGCCAACAAAAAGGGAACACCGGUGCCUGGAGUGUGGCCGGCGUUUCACCCAGGCCUCCAGCCUGCUCCGGCAUCGGCGUGUGCACACUGGAGAGCGCCCCUUCUCAUGCCAGGUGUGUGGCAAAGGUUUCAUCCAAGCAUCGGACCUGGUCAAACACAGCCGUGUGCACUCGGGGGAGCGGGCUUUCUGGUGCCCCCAGUGCGGCAAGAGUUUCCGGCAACCAGAGACGCUGGCCAAACACCGCAAACUGCUGCAUCGAGGGGAAGGGGUGGCCGCUUCUCCCCAGAAGGGUGCAGGGGGGAUCCUCUCUCUCCCUCUUGAUCUCCCUCAGGAUCUCCUGGGCACGUCGUCUGGCUCCCACACCCAGUACAUCACAGAAGGAGGCAACUAUCUGGCCCCAAAAGCCAGCCACUGGGGCAGCCCUGGGCCGUCUUCACUGUGGGAGAGUCUAGGAACCAGGGAGCAGGGCCCAGAUCCCAGCCACUGGGCCAAGCAGCAAGUCUCCCCUGUCCGGGAGGAUCCAGGCACCAGUCAGGAUGUCACUGGUUGCAGGGAUUGGGUGAAGCAGGAAGUGUGUCCAGUGGUGGGUGAGGAGGUGCAGGUUCUCAGUGAGGUUGUCAAAGGCUCACAUGAGCAGGUCCCACAUUUGGACGAAGAGGUCCCACAUCUGACUGAGGAGGUCCCACAUCUGACUGAGGAGGUUCCACAUCUGACUGAGGAGGUUCCACAUCUGACUGAGGAGGUCCCACAUCUGACUGAGGAGGUCCCACAUCUGACUGAGGAGGUCCCACAUCUGACUGAGGAGGUCCCACAUCUGACUGAGGAGGUCCCACAUCUGACUGAGGAGGUCCCACAUCUGACUGAGGAGGUCCCACAUCUGACUGAGGCGGUCCCACGUCUGACUGAGGAGAUCCCACAUCUGACUGAGGAGAUCCCACAUCUGACUGAGGAGAUCCCACAUCUCAAUGAGGAGAUCCCACAUCUCAAUGAGGAGAUCCCACAUCUCAAUGAGGAGAUCCCCCAUCUCAAUGAAGAGAUCCCGCAUCUCAGUAACUGGACGAAUCCGGUGAAGAUUGAGCCAGAGACUAAUGAGAAGAUCCCAGAUCCAUCGGGGUUUGGAGCUACCAGGAAAGUUGGACUUGGGCUUGGUGACGGGGCCGGCAGUGUGAGAGGCCAAGUGGAGGUGGCCCUCAGGUCCCCAAGAGAGCGUGUCCCAAGCGAGCGACGCCGCUUCUUGUGCCUGGAGUGUGGCCGUCGUUUCACCCAGGCCUCCAGCCUGCUCCGGCACCGGCGUGUGCACACUGGAGAGCGCCCCUUUCUGUGCCAGGUUUGUGGCAAAGGCUUCAUCCAGGCCUCGGACCUGGUCAAACACAGCCGUGUGCACUCAGGGGAGAGAGCGUUCUGGUGCCCCCAGUGUGGCAAGAGGUUCCGGCAGCCAGAGACGCUGGCCAAACACCGCAAACUACUGCACGGGUCGGAGGGUGAGAGGAAUGGGGAGGUCCCACAUCUCGAGGAGAGGAUUCAAGGUCCCAAUGACCGGGGGAUUCCGCUGAGUGAUAAGCCAGUGACAGGACAGUUUUUUGGGAUGGAACCUACUGGUUCCUUCAUUCCUGAUAGUCGGUGUUUGGAACCAUCAGGAAUGUUGGACUUGGGACAAGGCUGUGUGAUGGGAGCCGCCAGUUUGAGAGGCAGAGAGAAGGUGGAGGAGAGUAAACAGCGGCAGAGACAGGUGGGAGGAGACCAGGGCGUAGCCGAGGACCCUCAUGCUGUGGGGUUGGAGUCGGGAGAAACUGGCCCUACUGUUGCCGUGACAGAGACGGCCUUCACCCGGGUGCAGCAGUGCGGGGAGGCACUGCCCCAGGUCCAGCAGGCAGAGACUGAGAGCCAGGCCGUGCCCAGGGCCAGUAGCAGGGCCCCGGUAUUCUGGUGCCCGCAUUGUGGGGCGGAGUUUAACUCCCUACUGGGGCUGGUUAGGCACCAACGCCGCCACAAACACGAAACUGCCAUGUGCAAGAAACGCUUCCCACCACCGUCACCCCGGGGACAGCUUAGCCAUGGCGUUCAAGACACAACCCCACCGCAGAGCUCCAUGACGCUGGCUUCCAGGCCCAGUAACCGGCAACGGCGACCAACAAAAAGAGAACACCGAUGCCUGGAGUGUGGCCGGCGUUUCACCCAGGCCUCCAGCCUGCUCCGGCACCGGCGUGUGCACACCGGAGAGCGCCCCUUCCCAUGCCAGGUGUGUGGCAAAGGCUUCAUCCAAGCGUCAGACCUGGUCAAACACAGCCGCGUGCACUCAGGGGAGAGAGCAUUCUGGUGCCCCCAGUGCGGCAAGAGUUUCCGGCAGCCAGAGACGCUGGCCAAACACCGCAAACUGCUGCACCGGGGGCAGGGGUUGGCUGCUUCCCCCCAGCAGGGGGUAGCGGGGAAACUCUCGCUCCCCUUCUCACUCCCACCCCGCCUCAAUCUCCCUCAGGAUCUCCUUGGCACAGCACCCGGUUCCAAGGCGGUGUGGAGGAACCCAGACUUUGGGUUCAAUGGCAGCCACAAAACAGUGUGGGUAUGCGAUGGGCAGAGACUGUUCCGGUGCCUGGUGUGUGGCAAACAUCUCAGCUCUUCGUCCGCGCUCUCCCGACAUCACCGAAUCCACCGCGGAGACCAAGCAUUAAAGUGCCCCGAGCGCAGUCUGGGCUGUCACCACCGGGUGGAACACCCCCUCGCCUCCCUUCGCCUAAGGCCUGGGACCAGAGCCAGCUACAGCCGCAGCACAGCCCUGGAGGCCCUCAUCUCAGCCAUUGGGCUAAGCAGCAAGUCUUUCCUGUCAGGGAGGAGACAGGCAUCAGCCAGGAUGUCUCUGGUCUCCGAGACUGGGUGUGACUGGCGGCAUCCACUGAGGGAUGAACCAGUGACGGGGCAGUUUUUCGGGAUGGAAUCCAUUGCUUCCUUCGAUGCUGAGAGUCGGGGUUUGGGGCCACUGGGAAUGUUCGACUUGGAACAGGGCUGUGUACCGGGAGCCAGUGGUGUGAGAGGCCGAGAGAAGGUGGUGGGUGGUAAACAGCGGCAGAAAGAGGGAGGGAAUGUGAUAGAGAAAGUGGAGGAGAGUAUACAGCGGCAGACAGAGGUGGGUGGAGGCCAGGGCGGAGCCGAGGACACUCAGGCUGCGGGGUUGGAGCCAGGAGAGGCUGGCCUGACCGUUGCAGUGACAGAAACAGUCUUCACCCGGGUGCAGGAGCACAGUGAGGUGCUGCCCCAGGGCCAGGGGUCAGAGACAGAGGCUGAGAGCCAGUCUGUGCCCAAGGCCAGGAGCAGGAUCCCGGUGUUCUGGUGCCCGCGAUGUGGGGCGGACUUUAACUCCCUGCUGGGGCUGGUCAAGCACCAACGCCGGCACAGAAACGAGCCUGGCCUCCAGCCUGCUCCGGCAUCGGCGUGUGCACACCGGAGAGCGACCCUUCCCAUGCCAGGUGUGUGGAAAAGGCUUCAUCCAGGCCUCAGACCUCGUCAAACACAGCCGUGUGCACUCAGGGGAGAGAGCAUUCUGGUGCCCCAGUGCGGCAAGAGUUUCCGGCAACCAGAGACGCUGGCCAAACACCGCAAAUUGGUGCACCGAAGGGAGGGGGUGGCUGCUUCAGGGGCAGCAGGGAACCUCUCUCUCCAUCUCAAUCUCCCUCAGGAUGUUCUCGGCACAGCACCCAGCUCCAACACUCGAUACAUCAUGGAAGGAGGCAACUAUCUGACCCCAAAGACCAGCCACUGGGGCAACCCUGGGCCAUGUUCACAGAGGGACAGGCUGGGUGCCAGGGAGCAGGGCCCAGACCCCAGCCACUGGGCCAAGCAGCAAGUCUCCCCUGUCGUGGAGGAGCCAGGCACCAGCCAAGGCGUCUCUGGUCUCCGGGACUGGGUGAAGCAGGAAGAGUGUCCAGUGGUGGGUGAGGAGGUGCCAAGUCCCAGUGACGGAGUCACAGGCUCACAUGGGCAUGUCUCACAUCUCAAUGAGGAGGUCCCACAUCUCAAUGAGGAGGUCCCACAUCUCAAUGAGAAGAUCCCACAUUUCUAUGAGGAGGUCCCACAUCUCAAUGAGGAGGUCCCACAUCUCAAUGAGGAGGUCCCACAUCUCAAUGAAGACGUCCCCCAACCCAAUGAGGAUGUCCCACAUCUCAAUGAGAAGAUCCCAGGUCCCAGUGGCUGGGGAAAUCCGCUGAGGAAUGAACUAGUGACGGGGCAGUUUUUUGGGAUAGAAUCUACUGAUUCCUUCAUUGCUGAGAGUCAGGGUUUGGAGCCACCGGGAAUGUUGGACUUGGGCUGUGUGACGGGAGCCGGCGGUGUGAGAGGCCGAGAAAAGGCAGCCCUCAACUCCCUGAGAGAGCGUGUCCCCAGCGAGCGACGCCGUUUCCUGUGCCUGGAGUGUGGCCGGCGUUUCACCCAGGCCUCCAGCCUGCUCCGGCAUCGGCGUGUCCACACCGGAGAGAGACCCUUCACGUGCCAGGUUUGUGGCAAAGGCUUCAUCCAGGCCUCGGACCUGGUGAAACACAGCCGUGUGCACUCGGGGGAGAGAGCGUUCUGGUGCCCCCAGUGCGGCAAGAGAUUCCGGCAGCCAGAGACGCUGGCCAAACACCGCAAACUGGUGCACCGGAGCGAGGGGACGGCCACUUCCUCUCAGCCCCCAGCCUCUGGCCCGGCCCCCGGUCGCUAUGCCCAGGUCGUGGUGGAGUGUAGUGAUGCCCCCGCCCCUCGCCGGUUUCCCUGCCUGGUGUGUGGCCGGGAGCUGAACAGUUCGUCCAGCCUGCUCCGCCACCAACGUGUGUGUCCCUCUGGGCAAAGGCUUCAUCUAGGCCUGUAGCGUAGAGGACGCGAGUGGACCUGGGCUCGAUUUCUGGGUAGGGUGAAACCUUAGGCAAGUUUCCUU
Callorhinchus milii (elephant shark) is the source of this 9222-nucleotide messenger RNA. RefSeq lists its product as uncharacterized. The transcript has 5 exons. The record is from RefSeq and is a predicted model, not a curated record. Gene Ontology annotation, biological process: regulation of transcription by RNA polymerase II. NCBI's taxonomy places the organism in Eukaryota, Metazoa, Chordata, Chondrichthyes, Chimaeriformes, Callorhinchidae. The coding region runs from base 1 to 9156 and encodes 3051 amino acids. Gene Ontology annotation, molecular function: DNA-binding transcription factor activity; RNA polymerase II cis-regulatory region sequence-specific DNA binding.